Aphanomyces astaci is the source of this 385-nucleotide messenger RNA. RefSeq lists its product as hypothetical. The transcript is spliced from 2 exons. Bases 15 to 329 code for a protein of 104 amino acids. Lineage: Eukaryota; Oomycota; Saprolegniomycetes; Saprolegniales; Verrucalvaceae. The record is from RefSeq and is a predicted model, not a curated record.
GAAACUUUCGCAACAUGAUCAACGUGCAAGAAGUCGAAGCCAAGGUGACGGCGCUGGAAGGUCGAUUGGGUGCUGUGGAAAGCUCCAUUGGUGGCGCCGUCGGCGGCAGCAGCAGCGACGACCUCGUGGCGUUGCAGAAGCAGCUGCUCGUAAGUUUGCGCGGCGUGCGCUCAGCAUUGCGGGACGAGGACAAGGCCCGUGCCGCUUCGCAGUCCACCUCCGCGAGCCAUGAAGCAUUGCUGGAAGAGAACGCUGCGCUCAAGAAGCAAGUAGCCAAGCUCAACUACCGCAUCGAGCACUUGUUGCGCCAUGUCCCUCAACCUGAAUAGACAACACGAACCCGUACAUUCAUUUCGUGUUAAUACCGCGAACCGUCUCGUCUGGA